Messenger RNA from Engraulis encrasicolus (European anchovy), 1069 nucleotides. RefSeq names its product aquaporin-9-like. The record is from RefSeq and is a predicted model, not a curated record. Gene Ontology annotation, biological process: water transport; glycerol transmembrane transport. Gene Ontology annotation, molecular function: urea transmembrane transporter activity; water channel activity; glycerol channel activity. NCBI's taxonomy places the organism in Eukaryota, Metazoa, Chordata, Actinopteri, Clupeiformes, Engraulidae. Gene Ontology annotation, cellular component: plasma membrane; basolateral plasma membrane. The transcript has 6 exons. The coding region runs from base 154 to 1023 and encodes 289 amino acids.
CAGAGGUUGGCUGGUUUAUUCGCGUGUGCAGCUUCAGAGGGGCAAGGCGCUCGUGCCGUGGCGUGUCUGUGGUGACAGGAGGGAGAGAAAGAGAGAACGAGAGGGAGCGAGAAAGACAGAGUGAGGGAUUGUCUAAAAAAGAAAGAGAGGAAAAUGGAGGGAAACAAGAGGAGUCUGCGUGAGCGGUGUGCCUUGAGGAAAGACAUCAUCAAAGAGUUUUUGGCGGAAUUUCUGGGCACGUUCAUCUUGAUCUUGUUUGGCUGUGGGUCGGUAGCCCAGACGGUCCUCAGUCGCGGUGCGCUGGGGGAGCCCCUCACCAUCCACAUCGGCUUCACCACGGGCGUGAUGCUGGCAGUCUACGUCUCCGGAGGGGUGUCAGGGGGGCAUGUUAACCCCGCGGUGUCCUUGGCGAUGGUGGUGCUGGGGAAGCUGCCUCUUCAGAAGUUCCCCGUCUACGCUGCAGCCCAGUUCCUCGGGGCCUUCGCGGGAUCCUGCGCCGUCUUUGGACUCUAUUAUGAUGCCUUCAUGGACUUCACUGGAGGUAUUCUCACGGUGACUGGUGAGAACGCCACUGCCGGCAUCUUCGCCUCCUACCCUUCCAAACACCUGUCAGUCCUCAACGGCUUUGCUGACCAGGUAAUAGGCACUGCUGCGCUGGUGUUGUGUAUAUUGGCCAUAACGGACAGCAGGAAUCUGGGCGCUCCUAAAGGUAUGGAGCCCCUAGUGGUGGGGCUGACCAUCAUGGCUAUCGGCGUCUCCAUGGGACACAACUGUGGAUAUCCCAUCAACCCCGCACGAGACCUCGCACCACGACUAUUCACCGCCGUCGCAGGCUGGGGUAUGGAGGUGUUUAGUGCUGGAGGCUGCUGGUGGUGGAUCCCCGUGGCCGGUCCGAUGGUGGGGGGCGUCGUCGGGGCAACCAUCUACUUCCUGUUAAUCGAGCUCCAUCACCCGGAACCUCAGAGACUCGCCGCUGAGGAGAACAACGCCAAGGACAAAUACGAGAUCGUCACCAUGACCUAAACACACACACACACACACACACACACGCACGCACACGCACACACAC